This is a messenger RNA of Gryllus bimaculatus (two-spotted cricket), 1278 nucleotides long. The record is from the annotation of a GenBank genome assembly. NCBI's taxonomy places the organism in Eukaryota, Metazoa, Arthropoda, Insecta, Orthoptera, Gryllidae.
AUGACUGGGCCACUAUGUUUAAAUUGGAGCGUGUGUGUGAGUGUGUGUGUGUGUGUGUGUGUGUGUGUGUGUGCGUGCGGUGUGCGUUACCUCACGCGUCUUGACGGCGUCGAUGCCCAGGCUCUGCAUGAGGCGCAGGAUCUGCUCGUUGGGCUCCUGCGCGCACGGCUCGGCGUGGGCGUGGGCAUGCGCGUCCUGGGGCGCCGGCGCCGACGGCAGCAGGCGCGGCGCCUCCGCCAGCAUCCACCGGUGGCGCUUGAUCUGCUCCACCGAGUAGCGCCGCGCCGGGUCCAGCACCAGCAUCUUGCGGAUCAGCGACUCGCAGUCUGCAAACACCCAACCACACGCGCGAUAUAUCUUCACACGUAUGGGAUGCACAAAUCAACCACCAGAAUUUUGGGAAUCUUUGCGGUAGCAGCAUCUUUCAAGACAAAAGCCAAGGAGCGUCCAAGAGAAAAUAGUAAUGUGUUGCAAACUUUGAUUACUAUCGGAACAUUACAUGAGAAUGAAACGCGAGGUGCCUACAGUAGUGUCUGUGGUUUGGAGUUUGGUGAUUUGGACAUUGAGAUGAUUGGUUCUUGUCAAAGGAUGCACUAUUUGAUGCGACUCUCCAAAUUAGCUAAUCGUGGAACAGGACGUUUCGAACACUGCCUAGGAGAUAUUUACCUUCCGGAUGUGUUACUGUUUCACCAUUCUCUCCGGGUUUGCACAGUUCACGUGUUUUUUAGCACACUUGUUUGUACCCGUGGGUGGGUAGGGCGGGGCGGAGCGGGGCUGGACGAGGCAAGGCAAGGCGGGGCGGGCGACAGCAGUUCUGCGUCUGUCAGUGCCGCCCCGCCCACGUCGGAAGCAGGCGCAAGGCAAGGCUGGGACGAGUACGCGCAAAAGAAAAGAAGAAGCGAAAAAGGGCAGCAGGAAAGAAAGUACACGAGGAUGCGCUUAUUCAUAGCCUUGCCCUGGCCCAUUUGCACCGGCUUCCUCCCGCAUGGCCUUAUUAGCUGCAUCCGGCACACUACGCCCGCCCAAACAACGCAAUCUCCGCUGCCAUCAGCGCCAUUACGACCACUGCCGCACCAUAGCCCCACUGCAUCAUCGCCAUCCACGAAGGCCAUCUCGGCUGCCCUCUGCCCCACCGCCGCCGGCCGAGCUACUGCCCGCCGCCAAAUGACAUCUUCAGGCGUCGCCACUACGUCAGGACGUACGUCUAACAACGCAGCCGCCUUCCCACCAACACUGUUGCCACUCGCCACAACACGUCUGACGCCCUACAAACCGUGA